AUGGUAGCUAUGCUUGAAGUAGCUACUGCUAAUAAUAGCUAUUUUGCAUCAUUUCUACCUACUGUUAAUUCACCGCCUGUUCCCCAUCGGGAUAUCUCCGGUGCGUCUGCAACAGCGUAUCGGCCCUACAGUGAAGAAUAUACCUCCGUCCAACGUCAUUUAGACCGACCACUUCAAGCAGAAGUAGAAGUAGAACGGUCCAAAAAGGAUAAGAAAUGGUCCAUUGGUAAACUGUUUCGAAGAAAAAAGAAGGAAGAGGAUAGUGGCACAUCAUCACAAAGUGAUGAUGGAGAUCGUUCACCAUCGAAAAGAAAAAGUAAAAAGAAGAAACGUACACCAGCUGUCAAUAAUUUCGAUCACAUAGUGAUCAGAGAUACCAGAAGGGCUCAAAGCCUAGCAAAUACUGUCAGAGAUGUUGCCGACGAUGGUGUUUUAUCAGAUCCUUCAGCUGGCUUUAUCAAGUACAAAGCUGAUAAUCCUGAAAUAUACAGUGUUUCAAAGGAUUCUAUCCAAAUUAAAGAUGAUGCUUCUCGAUCUGGAAAAGGCAUCUUUGAAAUGCCGUCAAGGAAGAAAAGAAAAAGUAGAUUGAAAGCACGAGUUGAAGCUUUACGAAACAGUAUGAAAGGAGAGUCAAGCAGCGAUGAAGAAUCUUUAAAGUCGUCCUCAAAUUCUUCUUCGAUGAUAAGAUUUCGAAGUGAUGAGUCUUUAAUGAGGUCACGUGAUAGUUCGCUAAACAAAAGAUCAAGGAGUGCUCGAAAUGAAAGAUAUAUUAAACGUCUGUCUCGAGAUGAAGAAAAUCAGUUAAAUAAAGAAGCAGAACUACUUCAACAAGGGUACACAAAGGCUGAAGUGGAAUUGCUUACAAGGACACCAACAAGUCAGAGUAGUGGCUAUGGCACAUGUAAACGUGAAGCUACUUCAAAAAUAGUGCCAGAACAACUAACAACGAAUGAUACUAACCGGCGUCCUUUUAAAUCUGAAUCAGUAUCAUCCUUUCCAUCUACUCAAAGUUACCCAUCAUCCAUUAAUUUUAAUGCAAAAGUUAAUAAUGAACGCAUUAAUUACUCCGUACAAUAUCCAAAUAACAACAUUAACAGAACUUCAUUAUAUGCUAACAGCAAUAGAGAGAGCAGCGUGUCAAACCAAUAUGAAAACCCAGAAAGUAUUAUUUGCGUUAAAUUUCCAUUAGGAAAUGUUACCAAUAUUAAAAAGGAAGAAAAAGCCCCACCAGUACCGCCUCCUCGUGAUAUGCAUCGAAAAGUCGUUACACCUUUAUCAAUGUAUUAUGAAAAUUGUCCUAUAGCUGCUGAACGAAGCAUUAACCAUAAUGUAAAACAUGGUGUCCCAAAUAAUGAUUUUGAAAGGAUUAUGAGGCGAAGUCAAGAAAGAUUAGUAAAUUACGGCUUUAAUGGCUUACGAAGACCUAUAUCAAACUCAGAAGACCACAUAGCCAUGCAAAACAAUGAAAAUGUUCAGAACUAUGUGCCUAAAAAUGAACAGCCUCGAAGGCCAGCGUCAGUUUCAGCAGAACCUAAUCAUUAUGGUCUUUUUGUAAAUAGUCCACCGUGGAGAAAACAGACUUCUCAAAAUAGUAUAAUAAAACCAGAACCUAUUCAAUUAAGGCAAGACUACCUGUACUAUGCCGAUCAAAGUCCUAGAUCGCGAAGACCUAUCAGUAUAAAGACUAGUCAAAAUAGUUAUCAAAAUCAAUAUUUAAGCGAUUCGCAAGUUUCUGGAGACAUAAAUGAAAAAAUGUUACAAAAACCUAGAAAUGCAUCUGAAUUUUGGAAAAAAAUUGACGAUGCUGAAAAGCAAAGGAAGCAACAGAAUAUUUUUGCACACUCGAGAAGUAAUAGUGAAUAUUCAGGAACUUCUCAAUUGGGUCGACCAUUUCCGACGAACGAUCUAAAAAAAAGUACAUGGAGAAAUAGAGACACUACACAGAGUAUGGAUGCAUCUAACAAAAGUAAAUCCAUUGAUAUCAUAGACGGCGCGAAAGUGUGGAAAGCCACAACAGAAUAUAAACGAUCUACUACUGUUGAGCCUUCGAAAACAGCUUCGUCUCCUCCUAAAACUCAUACACGUCACAAAUCAGAUACAUAUGUCUCAGGAACAUAUCAAAUGACAUCUGAUGAUGAAAAAAAUUCUGAAAGACGAAAGUCUACUAAUCUUGAUGAUGCUUUAAAUGAACUUGAAGCAAUAUACAAUAGUUUAGGGUUAGGUGAUGAAGAUUUAUUAGACAGAGCUGAGCGUCGAGAAUUAAUGACGCCCAAGUUUUACGACCAUUUCAACAAUGAUUGGAAUGGAAAUGACGACGAUAUUCAAUUACGAAGUCAGCCUUCUACGCCAUUAAGACGAAUAUCUCGUAGAUCAACAUUACCUGAUAAAUUGCAAGAUGAUAUGGCUUUUAGAAGGAUGAAUUCAUUUUCGAACAAAGAUAAAUCCAAUAGUAAAGAUGCGCAAGCACAAAUUAGUUACAUGUUAACAUCACCAGUUUAUGUGCCCUAUGCUUCAGAUGAUGACAGGCAUUCAGAACGAAACGAACCUGAUGUUGUAUUUGAUGACGUUGUUUACAGAAAUAUUAAACAAACCAAUAAUCGGCUCAAAACAAUCGAUCCACAACCACCUUUUGGCAUACCUGUUGGUCCUGUUUCGCCAGCCCCUCAAAGUGAUUAUUUGCAUGCAACUCCAGAAAACAAAGGACGAUCUAGAUUUAUACCAAAAAGAUCACCUGAUAUAGUAGCGGAUGAUUUGGCUUAUAGAAGCUUAAGAAAAGAUAAUAGACAUUCAUCACUCUUCAACGGGGAAAGUUAUAAUGGCUACGUAAAUAACAACGGUUAUGCCGAGUUUCCAUUUAAUAAAGAUUCUACUACGAAUCUAAAGAAAAAACGAGCAGUUAGAUCUCUUUCAGCUAAUAUAUUUUCAAUGAUACAAAAAGAAAUCGACGACGCUUUGAAUCUUAGUAAAAUGCCACCAAUACAAAAAACCCACAGUAACAGUGAUGUCAUGAAACGACUUCGUGAAACUUUCGAGAAAAAUGACAACCAAAAGGAGCUGUAUCCUCGAAAUAAGGUUCUUAGUAUGCUAGCACAAGAGGCUAUGGAUACAAGUAACAAACUAGGCGUUGCUUUAGCUGAACUAGACAAAAAUCGAAAUAAAAACGAAGUAUCGGAUAUUCAAGAUAGAAUAUCUGAUAGCAGAACGAAUUUUUUAAAUGGCUUAACUGAAAAACCCUUUGACAGUGCUCUGACUAAAUUAAAUCAUGAUGAAAAUUCAGAACCAACCGUUCAUAGUCUGGUAGAAAAGAAUAAAGCGACCAAUAAUGAAAAUUCUAAAGCUAAGAAAACUGAAGAUAGUUUAUUGGUAAUUUCUGAUCAGCUGCAUAAAGUUGAAGACCAAUUAAAACAUAAUUUUGAAAAGGAACUGAAAUUAGUCGAGAAUAGUCCUAAGCCAAGUAACAAUUUAGAAAACCCUGCGGUUUUAUUGAAAAAAUUCGAUACUCCCAUUGUAGAUGUUGAGGAUAAUAAUACUACACCAGAUAUCAUAUCAGAAAUACCACAAAGUAAUAAUAUAAUCGAAGUCCAGCCAAAUGACUCUGCACCACGAUUUCAUCCGCUUAAUCCAUUUUUAAACACUGAUGAUAAAGUCAAAGAAAUUAAUGAAAUGAAAGCUUUUAGAGAGUUGAAAGACGGAAUAUCUGAUUUGAUAGCUGGAAUUGCAGAAGUUAAUGAGAAAUUAUUCGUUCCCAAGAGUACUAAAUGUGAUCAAAUGACCGCUUCUAGCAAUGUUCCAAUGAGAUCGCCAUGUAAAGAAGAGGUACAAAGGGUACAAAGUAAUACAAACAAUGCUGUAUCUGGUAGACAUUCCGCUAGUCUGUCUAUAUAUGAAAACGAUCUUGAUAAUAAAAAGGAAGCAGCUGACUCUACAGAAUACAAUUCAUCUGAAGAAUUGGCAACAAUAUUUAAACUUGAUUACAGUGAUACGAAUAAAUGUAAUAAUGAAAUUAAAAAUAAUGGUAAAGAGGAACGAAAUGAUUUGAACUCGCCAAAAAUUGUAAAAUCUAUGAAUCAGCACUUGAGAAGGCUUUCAGUUGACGAGAGCUCUAGUCAAAGUAAUUCACUGCCAAGCACAGUAGUCCCUUGGAGAGCUAAAAGGCAAAAUAAUUCACAAAACGAAAAUAAAGGUGAAAAUCGAUUGCCUCAA
Brenthis ino (lesser marbled fritillary) is the source of this 4203-nucleotide messenger RNA. Lineage: Eukaryota; Metazoa; Arthropoda; Insecta; Lepidoptera; Nymphalidae. The record is from the annotation of a GenBank genome assembly.